AUGAUUGAUAAAUUAAAAGAUUUUCUCGAUUCAAAACUUACGUUUUAUCGAGUUGAAAUUGAAUGUGAUUUAACAACAAUUAAUUCUGUAAUCAUCGCUUCAAUAGCUUGUCAUGCAUUAGAUUAUUUUGAUAAAGGUACAAAAAAUGAAGAACAAAUUUCUGUUGGAUUUAAUAUUAUUCUAUUAGCUCGAAAUUAUGAUAAUCAAGAAAAUGAGACAGUCGGAUUAAAUGAACAAGUUUAA
Adineta steineri is the source of this 243-nucleotide messenger RNA. The record is from the annotation of a GenBank genome assembly. Lineage: Eukaryota; Metazoa; Rotifera; Eurotatoria; Adinetida; Adinetidae.